Zootoca vivipara (common lizard) is the source of this 2166-nucleotide messenger RNA. NCBI's taxonomy places the organism in Eukaryota, Metazoa, Chordata, Lepidosauria, Squamata, Lacertidae. The record is from RefSeq and is a predicted model, not a curated record.
AUGUCCAUUUUCAUUGGAAAGAAUCAGAGGGUGUUAUCAAAGUUCUACCAGCACAUCCUUGCCCUGGUGUUUGCGAUUGAUGAGGUCAAUGAGAAUCCCAAGGUCUUGCCCAAUGUCACGCUCGGGUUCCACAUCUAUGACAGCUACUGUAACUCUAAAAUGACCUACCGCACCACUCUGGAUCUGCUGUUUAACUCGCAUACCUUUGUCCCCAACUACAAAUGUGGCCCCCAGGAAAGUGUAAUAGGGGUCAUUGGGGGACUGAGCUCUGAAGUCACCUUGUGCAUGGCAGACAUCUUGGAUCUUUACAAAAUUCCACAGAUUUCAUAUGGUUCAUUUGAAGCAUCCAUGAAUGAUCACAUUAAGUUCCCUUCCUUUUACCACAUGGCGCCUAAUGAAGCUCUUCAGUAUCAGGGAAUUAUCCAGUUACUUCGGCAUUUUGGAUGGAAAUGGGUUGGGCUCAUCAUUCCAGCUAAUGAAGCUGGAGAACAUUUCUUGAAUACCAUUGAACCAAUGUUUUUCAAAAAUGGGAUCUGUUCAGCAUUCACAGAAAGAGUUGAAUACCAUGUGCAUUUCACUGGUAAGAUAACUGAUAUGCUGAGUGACACAAGGAUUUUGUCCCCAACUUUCAUCACAAGCAAAGCAAAUGCAGUUGUUGUAUAUGGAGAAAGUGCAUCUCUUGUAUGGUUGUCAACUUCUCUAAAUGUAAUAAAGAUAACUCAGUUCAUAUUUUCUCAAUCCAAAAAGAACUUACCUGAAGGAAAAGUAUGGAUUACCACAGCUCAAAUUGAUUUCAUAGUAUACGUUCUUCAGAAACUUAUUGAUGUUAAUAUACAAAUGUUCCAUGGUGCCAUCUCCUUUGCAAUUCAUUCCAAGGAAAUUCAUGACUUCCGAUACUUUCUGCAGAGUCUCCACUCAUUCCUACAGAAGAUCUCAUUCAACAACUCUGUUGGUGAUGAAAUUACAUUAAAUGAACGUGGAGAAUUAGCAACUGGUUUUGAUAUUACAAAUUUGAUCACUUUCCCAAAUAGAUCCUACAUCAGGGUCAAAGUGGGAAGGCUGGAUCCUCAGGCCCCUCCAGGCAAAGAGCUCACCAUUAAUGACGGACAGAUUGAAUGGCACAGGGACUUGACUCAGGUUCCACCUCAGUCAGUAUGUAAUGACAACUGCCAUCCUGGUUACGGGAAGAAAAAAAAGGAAACAAGCAAAUUUUGUUGCUAUGAUUGUGAUCCAUGUCCCAGCGGGAUGUACUCAAAUGAAAAGGACAUGGAAACAUGUUUCAGUUGCCCAGCAAAUAAGUAUCCAAAUAAAGACCAGGAUAAUUGCAUUCCUAAAAUACCAAGCUUUCUGGGCUUUGAUGAAAUUUUGGCCAUCAUUUCAACUUUCUCUGCACUAUUGUUCGCUCUGAUCACAACUCUAGUGUUGGGCAUCUUCAUUAAGCACAAGGACACUGCCAUCGUCAAAGCCAACAAUAGAAGCCUCACUUACAUUCUCCUUGUGUCCCUCCUCUUGUGUUUCCUCUGCUCCUUGAUGUUCAUUGGAACACCUAAGCAGGCAACCUGCCUUCUCCGACAAACAGGUUUUGUCAUCGUCUUCUCUGUGGCCCUCUCUAGCAUCUUGGCCAAAACUAUAUCAGUGGUUUUGGCAUUCAUGGCUACCAAGCCAGGAUCCACAAUCAGGAAGUGGGUAGGCAAAAAACUGGCUUAUUCCAUUGUCCUCUCCGGCUCCAUUGUUCAAGUAGGGCUCUGUGGAGUUUGGCUGGCAACCUUUCCUCCUUUCCCAGAUUUGGACAUGCAAUCAAUGAGUGAAGAAAUUAUAUUGUUAUGUAAUGAAGGGUCAGUCCUCAUGUUCUACUGUGUUUUGAGCUACAUGGGCUUCCUGGCCACUGUCAGCUUCACUGUGGCCUUCCUAGCCCGGAAGUUACCUGACAGCUUCAAUGAAGCCAAGUUCAUCACCUUCAGCAUGCUGGUCUUCUGCAGUGUUUGGAUCUCCUUUAUUCCAACUUACCUGAGCACCAGAGGAAAAUACAUGGUGGCUGUGGAGAUCUUCUCCAUCUUGGCUUCAAGUGCUGGAUUACUGGCUUGCAUCUUUUUUCCCAAAUGCUACAUUAUUGUAGUGAGGCCUGACUUGAACACCAGAGAGCAUUUAAUACAAAGAAAGAUAUAA